AUGGGAAUGAGCCUGGACCUCAAAGAUGUCCUGGUGUCGGAGUAUACGUACACAGAAGCGUCGGAGUACACCUACGAAGAUGUGGAGGGUGAGGAAGAGGAGGAAGCUGUGGAAGUUGAAGAUGAUGACGACGAGGAAGAAGAUGAGUGA
Molecule: messenger RNA, 150 nt
Organism: Symbiodinium pilosum
Lineage: Eukaryota; Dinophyceae; Suessiales; Symbiodiniaceae
Source: the annotation of a GenBank genome assembly